This is a messenger RNA of Seriola aureovittata, 1181 nucleotides long. It is a transcript of the gene rnf181, whose product is annotated as ring finger protein 181. NCBI's taxonomy places the organism in Eukaryota, Metazoa, Chordata, Actinopteri, Carangiformes, Carangidae. The record is from RefSeq and is a predicted model, not a curated record. The transcript is spliced from 6 exons. Bases 134 to 607 code for a protein of 157 amino acids. Gene Ontology annotation, molecular function: ubiquitin protein ligase activity. Gene Ontology annotation, biological process: protein ubiquitination. Gene Ontology annotation, cellular component: cytoplasm.
UGUCUCUGCUGUGAUUGGACAAAGUUUUACGUAGUAAAACCGUCAUACCCGGAAGAAUGACAAAUAUCUAUUAUUGUUGCUAACGUUUAAGGUAUCUUAAUACAAAGAAGACACAAUCGUUAGCUGGACCAAAAUGGCAUCCUACUUUGAUGAACACGACUGUGAGCCCACCAACCCAGAGGAACAGUAUCGGCAGAACGCACUACUUGAACUGGCCAGGUCUUUAAUGCAAGGCUUGGACUUACUUGACUCAGGGGCGUUUGAUUUGUCAGACUGGGACCAACGUCUUCCGCCUCCGGCUGCCAAAACUGCUGUUCAGACCCUCACUGUGGUCAUCAUUUCUCCAGAGCAAGCAGACAAAGGGCUCAAGUGUCCUGUUUGUUUGCUGGAGUUCGAGGAACAAGAAACAGUCCGAGAGAUGCCUUGCAAACACCUUUUCCACUCAGGAUGUAUACUGCCCUGGCUGGGCAAGACUAACUCCUGUCCGCUCUGCCGACUUGAAUUACCAACUGACAAUCCAGAGUAUGAGGAGUUUAAAAAAGACAAGGAGAGAAGAAAACAGAGGGAACACAGGCUGGAGGACCUACAUGGAGCCAUGUACACAUGACACCCUGGUGCUGUGGUGCAAGUUUGUGUCACAGUGACAUUUUACUGAAAAUUACUCAAAAACAAAAAAGGAAGCUUCAGGAAAUACAUAAUGAUGUGUUCAUGCCAUGUCAUACAGAAUGUAAUCAUAAGCAUGCAGCUCAUGUGUCAGCCUCAUAUUUGUAGUAUAUCAAUAUCUCCCAAUUGGCGAAAAGAACUACAGAACUGUCAACAAAUGGUUGGUGAAACAGCCGCAAAGUCAACAUCACUGGCAGCUCCUUCUAAAUAUAACCCGGGUAUGCAACGCAAUAAAAAUAGAUAUUUAGAGAAAUAUAUAUAUAUACAUAUAUAUAUGUGUGUGUGUGUGUGUGUGUGUGUAUCUGUUGUGACUAUAAGGCUCGCAGUGGGGGUAACCAUGUUGGAAUAAUGUGUGACCGCUCCCGUUUGCUGCUCCUUCCUUUCAUUUGACAUGGCAUGAAUGCAACAUAAACAACGAGGUCAUUGAAAAUUGAAAAUGCUUAUUAGUAAAUGCUCUUUUCUCAUUAGUUAGGAUGAAUAUAUUUUAAGAUGAGUAUGCUGUUGACAGCAGCACUAAG